Molecule: messenger RNA, 1687 nt
Organism: Rhododendron vialii
Lineage: Eukaryota; Viridiplantae; Streptophyta; Magnoliopsida; Ericales; Ericaceae
Product: serine/arginine-rich splicing factor SR45
Exons: 12
Coding region: 186-1433 (415 amino acids)
Biological process (GO): mRNA splicing, via spliceosome
Cellular component (GO): cytoplasm; nucleoplasm; ASAP complex
Molecular function (GO): RNA binding
Source: RefSeq, a predicted model, not a curated record
GUCACAGGCCAUGGAUCUGGCUGGGCCUGAUCGGUCCACUCAAGCAUUAUUUGCACGAACAGGCCCAUUAAAUGCUUUUGAUUGGCGUAGUUAAUCGAUUCUCUCUCUCUCUGAGCUCUCUCGUUCGCUAGGGUUUUCCAAGGGUUUCGUUUAUCACUAUAGUGUGUGGUCACUGUGAACCAGCUAUGGCGAAACCAGGCCGAGGUCGUCCGGCGACUCCGUCGGGGUCCGGUUCAGGUUCUUCCCGGUCUCCGUCUCGCUCCCGGUCCAGGUCCACUGGCUCCGACUCUCGCUCCAGCUCGCGCUCCCGAUCUCAUUCGCGUUCCGUGUCUUCUUCUUCUGUAUCUCGCAGCGCCAGUUCUCGUAGCCGAAGCCCCCCUCCCCAGAGAAAAAGUCCGGUUGAAGGAGCUAAGCGAGGUCGUUCCCCUCCACCACAAUCGAAGAAAAUUUCUCCUCCCCCAAGGAAACCAUCUCCUGUACUCCAGUCGCUUGAACUUCAUGUUGACCAGCUCAGCAGGAAUGUGAAUGAAGCCCAUCUUAGAGAAAUAUUCAGUAACUUUGGAGAUGUUGUAAAAGUGCGGCUGGCAAUGGAUUCUGCUGUUAACCUUUCAAAAGGAUACGGAUAUGUGGAGUUCAAGAUGAGAGCUGAUGCUGAAAAAGCCCAGAUGUACAUGGAUGGGGCCCAGAUUGAUGGGAAUGUUGUUCGAGCAAAGUUUACAUUACCCGAGAGGAAGAAAGUAUCACCACCACCUAAGGUGGUUGCCGCUGCACCAAAGAAAGAUGGUCCAAAAAUUGAUGCUGUUGGUGCUGAUGUUGAAAAGGGUGGACCAAAGCGGCUGAGAGAAUCUCCUCCCCCUCGCAAGCCUCAAUCCCCCUUGCGAAGGAGAUCUCCUGUCGGACGAAGAGGUGGAUCUCCCAGACGAAAUCCAGACUCUCCUCCUGUUCGUCGUCGUGUGGACUCUCCUGUUCGUCGUCGUGGAGAAUCUCCUUACCGCCGAGGUGAAACACCUCCUAGGAGGAGGCCUGCAUCUCCAGUGCGAGGUCGUUCACCUUCCUCUCCACCAAGAAGGAACAGAUCACCAGCGAGGGCCUCGCCCCGGAGGAUACGUGGCAGUCCUGUGCGUAGAAGAUCUCCUAUUCCACCAAGGCGCCGUUCCCCUCCCAGACGAGCUCGAAGUCCGCCUAGAAGAUCUCCUAUUAAUCGCAGACGAAGCCGCUCUCCUAUUCGAAGGCCUGUGAGGUCAGGCUCAAGAUCAGUCUCUCCAAGGAGAGGUAGAGCACCAGUUGGAAGACGUGGGAGGUCAUCCUCAUACUCCGGAUCGCCUAGUCCACGCAGGGUAGCACGAAGGAUAUCUCGCAGUCCUAGAAGGCCCUUGAGAGGGAGAAGCUCUAGCAAAAGCAGCAGCAGCAGCUCACCGCCUCGUAAGCCAUGAGUUAUGAAUGACAAAGCUUUGCACUUACAGCGCGUUGUCUAUGUAACUACUAUUUGUCAAUCGUAGCUAUGACUUUCCGGAGAAUUAUGUUAUGGUUGGUUUUUGAGUUGUCUAAAUUGAGAUUCUGUACCAUGUGCUCCUGUUUUCAACUUUUGGUGAUGAGGAUCCAAAAAAAAAAAAAAAACUUUUUGUGAUAUUAUUGCUGAAAGACAUUGAAAUGGACUUGUUAAUGAAAUAUUUUAUGACUUGUUACC